ACGGAUCAUCAUCAACAGAGUAUCAAAUAGCUGAAAAAAGGAAAAAAAUAUAAAUAAAAAAUAUUUUAAAGCAGUGAAAAACUCACAAAUUUCCACGUUACGACGAUUUGAUACUCUGUUCCUCUAGUCAAAACGCGAUUUCUCCUGUAAAUUACGAGACAUAUUGCUCGAAUUAUUUAGUGGUUUUGUUUUUUUUGUGUAUUGCCAUUGGUGAAAGAGAAAAAAAGUAUCGAAUAACAAACAAAGGAAAACAUAAAUAUUGAAGUGAAAAAAAAUUAAAUAAAUAAAGGAAUUUUUUUGUCAUUUUGUGGAAAAAAUAUAGAAAAACGGAAAAAUAAUAUUAAAUUAAAUAGAAAAAAAAAGAAAAAAAAUUAAAAUGCCUUUCUAUUCGAAAGAUUGGCGUUCGCCAGGCGAAGCUUGGGUAAAACUCGAAGACGGAAAUUGGGAAAAACUAAAAGUGCUCGAGUGUGUAAAAAGGAAAAGAUGUCUUUCGGAUUCAGAAUGUAGCAGUAGUACAAGUUCAGCACAAAAUGAGAACGAAAACUGGACAAAUCAACAAACUGACGUUCCUAGCACGAGUUGCCCCGCAAGCCCGAGCAUGCCGCCCCAUUGUCACAUCACGAUAAAAUGCACGCGCGAAAUUGCCGGCUUCAAUGGGCUCGGCGAAGCUGUUCGUCGUCUCGAUUUUCGCAGUUCCGUACGUGAUCGUCGACGAUUUCACUACAUUUGCGCCCUUUUGCGUCUCAUUGUCUCCGGAAAAGGCAUCGCCCAAUUGCCGGGAGGCGCUCAACGUCUUCUCCUGCAAAUGUUGGAAGAAGUUGCGACGCACGUGAGCGAAAAUCAACAAAAUAUCAACGUUUUACGGGGACUCGUGGCACAAUUGCGCGCCCUCAUGAACCAAGAAAAUCAAAAAUGUUGGGGAAAACCGCUCGGAAGUCAAAGUUUGUGGGAUGAACAUGUCCAAACUAUCGAGAGAAUACAGGAAAUUGCUAGUCAAAUAAAAAUUAAAGCGCCUGAUCCAAAUAUACGUCCUAAAUUGCAUGAUUUGCCCGAAGAGUGUAUUCGGGAGAUUAUUUUGCGCAUAAGUGAUCACAAAGACUUGGAAGCAUCAGCAGCUGCAUGGUCCAUGAUGGCGGCUCUCAUAUCGGAACAACGUGUUUGGCGCGAACUCGUUCACUUUCAUUACACACAACCGCAAAUCGACACGAUUAUCGAUAAAAUGAACUUGCAAGAUACGAAGGAUAGACAUCGAAAUUGGCAAGCAAUUUAUCAUAAUUUGAGAAAAAAAUACGGCGUUCGAGAAGAUCUCCAAUAUGCAGAAAUUUUAGCUCUUUGCCGUUUAUGUCGUUGCUUAUUCUGGCCAUCGCAAGGGCAUCCUUGCAUCGCCGAUCAAUGUCCUGAUUUCCGACAACGCCUCGACGAGGCAGGAUCUCGCGAAGAAACGCAACCCGUUCCUCCCGCACAAUUUUUGAAAUAUUUUUCAUUGUAAUUUUUUUCACUUCCAAACACAAAACACACCUAAAAAAUGAAGAAAAAUAUAUAUGAGAGAGAACUGAUUAAUAGAAUGGAAAAAAAUGUUGUUAGGAAUAAAAUUAACAAAAAAAUAGAAAUAAUUUGCCAGCAAUCCAAUAAAAAAUAUAUCGAUAUCCUCCAAAAGAUAUUUUAACAAAGAGAUAUUUAAAAAAAGUAGAAAAAAAUAUUAGAAGUAGUCAAAAAAAAUAUAUUUGUGGUGAUGUCAAUAAUUUACUCGACAAAAUAUUCUAUAUAUUACACAAAGAGAGCAAAAUAUUUAAAAAAAUAAAAAAAAAUAUCAGAAAAGUUGAAAAAGUGCAAUAUUCGUUAAAAAAGAAUGGGUUUUUAAAAAAAGUUUCAAUCAAACAUAAAAAAACGUAAAAAAUUUGUCUUUCAUAAAUAGUUAAAAAAAUUUAAUAAAUUUCACGUACUAACACAAAGCAGGCCAAAAUCUAGAAUAAUUUGCAUCUAAUUUUUUUUUAUAAAAAAUAAAAAUAUAUCAAAUAUUUUUUGUGAUAAAAAACAUCCUCGAGACGGCUUUUUAUAAAAAAAAAUCACAAAAAUCAAAACAAAAUGUGAUAAAAAAAAUUUGAAUUACGAUCGUUCUUGCAUUAAACACACAAAAAGCCUCCUUUUCUCAGAAAACAACACAGCCGAAGUCACGAAAAAAUUAUUAAAAAGGAAUUAUGAAAUAUUAGUAGAUAUUAUUAAUAAUUAAUUAAAAUUAAUUAAUGUGUUUAGACUUUAGAGAUCGGUUUAGCGCUACGAUUUUUUCGAUUUCGUAUUAUAUUAAAGAUAUUGAAUUUGUACUCUAAUUUUUAAUAAUUCAUCGUAAAUUUAUAAAAAAUAAAAUAUAUUACCUACAGAAGGAAAUACGUACUGCACGAAACUAUUGCGGUUUUUGAUGAAACUUCAUUUUAAAUAUAAAAAAUAAAUAAAAAAAAAAUAAAUAUUUAAGAAUAAAAA
This is a messenger RNA of Culicoides brevitarsis, 2478 nucleotides long. Its product is annotated as F-box only protein 25. NCBI's taxonomy places the organism in Eukaryota, Metazoa, Arthropoda, Insecta, Diptera, Ceratopogonidae. The record is from RefSeq and is a predicted model, not a curated record. Gene Ontology annotation, cellular component: cytoplasm; nucleus; SCF ubiquitin ligase complex. The coding region runs from base 377 to 1489 and encodes 370 amino acids. The transcript has 5 exons. Gene Ontology annotation, biological process: protein ubiquitination. Gene Ontology annotation, molecular function: protein binding.